This is a messenger RNA of Struthio camelus australis, 2441 nucleotides long. NCBI's taxonomy places the organism in Eukaryota, Metazoa, Chordata, Aves, Struthioniformes, Struthionidae. The record is from RefSeq and is a predicted model, not a curated record.
CUUAUUUCUGAUUGCAGAGUGAUGACAUUGCAUGUAUAUGCAUGUAUGUGGUGGGGGAGCCAGUUUCCCAGCCUGGUUUUACGUGGUUAUUCGUUAGAUGUGUUUGACCGGAUCCUGAGUGAAGAGGCUUUGUAAUCCUGAACGUGAGCUUGACGCUCUGUGUUACUUGUAGAGACUGAUGCAACACUUACAGAACGAUAUCUUUGAGAUGUUUCAUUUGGACCAAAGGUAGAAGAGCCAAGAGCAGUUAGGACAACGGAGGAGUCCCUGUCAGCAGUCCAUUUGGAGUUUGCAGCUCCUCUGGCAGGAUGGAUACGCUGAAGAACCGGACGGUGGAGGAGCUCCAGGAGCUGCAAGACAAUGCUGAGGAGAUUGAGCGCCUGGCUUUGGAGUCGAGGGAGGUUCAGGAGCUGCAGCUGGAAAGGGAGAUGGCUCUUGCCGCUAACCGGAGCUUGGCCGAGCAGAACCUGAAGUUCCAGGUACCACUGGAAACUGGGCGCACUGACCUCUCCAACAAAUAUGAGGAGCUGCAGAAGCUAGCUGAGCGGUGUAAAGAGCAAAAGGCAAAACUGGAGAAAUUUUCAGCAGCGUUGCAUCCUCAGACCUUGUUGGAUCUUCUGCAGGUGGAAAGUCAGAAAAUUGAAGAAGAGUCUGAGAAUAUGGCUGAGAAGUUCCUGGAGGGUGAGGUACCCCUGGAGACAUUUCUCGAGCAGUUUUCCGUUAUGAGGAAGCUACUCUUGGUCUCCGUCCAGAGGCCCACCUCCUGCCCCAUCCUUUCCUGGCUCACACCCUUCCUCUACUCCACCCCCGAGACCGGGGUACCCUCCAUACUUCCCUCCUGGGGCAGGGAGGCCUCAGUGCCCGUACCCAACCCAGCCCCCCCUCCCUAGUUUCCCAGUCCCCCCACAGCCUCCCUAUCCCUCUGGUCUACCCCCUCCCUUUGUGUACCCCCCGCCUCCAAACCCUCAGCGCCCUGCUUGGCCUGGCUACUAAAUCAAGACUCCUGGGGAGUAUGCUCUGCUGCUCCCUCCUUUUCGUGGACUGAGGAAGAAGAAAGAGCCGAGAGCAUUGCUCUUAGGCCCGUCCAUGUGUUAGUAUUAUAUAGGAAAAGAGGCAUGGCUCUGAUGUGAGGCAGACAGCAGAGGCACCAGGGGUCAGUGAGGCUGAUGCUAUCUCCAUGGGCUGCACCUUUUUAGGUUGGUUGUGAUGAUUGCUUGUUGGCUGAAGUGGCCACUUACAAGUCAGUUAGUCCCGUCUCUGAGAUAAAAUACAAGUAGUCAGCUAGAUUCUCAACUGAGAUACAUGGGAAUGACAUGCACUGAUCACAUCAGCUGAGAACCUGACUCCUCUGUGUGUGUCUGCAUGGGUGAGCGAGAGAGACUCUUCUUUGUAUGCGUGUAGUUUUCUCUCUCUCUCUAACAUAUGUAGUAUAAUAAUUCUAAGCUUUUUCACAGGUGUUCAAAAGACACAGUGGGAAUCUUCUGACAGUAUUUCUAAUACUAAAUGCUCAUUGCUUCCCUAGGGCCUUCUUGGAAAUGAGAAACAGAGCCAGCCAGACUGGCAAUCGAUUCAUAAUGUGUCUUUGCAGGGAGAAGCAGCUAGCUAGCCUGUUGGGAUGGGCCAAGCCUUGAGGCGUGUCAGGGUUCUUUAUGCUGGUGCAGAAUAACUUGUAAACCAGCUCUGCUCAAGCCUUUCCCAGCUGACUGUGAGGUCAGGCUUUCCUCACAGCUGCCUCCAUUUGCCCAGUGAGUACCAGUCUAGUCCAAAGCAGAGGUGGUUCCCGACUCCACUGAGUUCAGGUAUUCCCAGCUCACCAGUGAGGCUCUUUACCACUCCGUCUUGUCCAGCAUAGGAGCUGUUCCCCACCUGUGCUGGUUGUGCACUAUCUCACUGAAGCACCAAGGCUCUGGUAACUCCCUGGAGUUCAACACCUGAAUAUUACAUGUGUUUUUGAAGUAAACUGGGUUGGCAUGAUGUCUUGGGAGCUGCUGUUACUUUAGGGGUAAGGAGGCAUGUGUCUUGGAACACGGGAAGCUGGGGAAGAGUGGGGAUCAGUACCUGCCAUCCGGCUCUUCACAGCUGGCCUCCAGUACGGUUCUGUGAAACACAGGGGCCUCAACAGCCUACCACAUCGUCUGCCUCUCUCCUCAAGUGCCCUGGGGGAAAGGAGGGUUUAUUCUGGAUGUUAAGGGCUCCAGCGUUCCUCACUGUCUCCCUUCGCUCCUCAGGAAACACUAGAUAACAGAGUGAAUGACAAGUUGUUAAUGGAAAUGGGAUUAGCUUUGCUCAGCACUUUAUGCUCCGAAUUCUGCUUGUAUCCCCCUAAGUUAUUUAUAAGGAAAGAUAACUAAUGGACUAGAUCAGGAUGAAUGCCUUUGGGAUUUGAUGGAAACAAUUCCAUAUCUGUGGUUAAUUACAAUAAUAAAACUUGAUGAAUUGCA